Messenger RNA from Penicillium digitatum Pd1, 1041 nucleotides. RefSeq names its product putative nicotinamide N-methyltransferase. The record is from RefSeq and is a predicted model, not a curated record. Lineage: Eukaryota; Fungi; Ascomycota; Eurotiomycetes; Eurotiales; Aspergillaceae.
AUGCUCCAUUCCCGUCUACGGCCUCUCCCCCGCCGUCACCACCCCACCAACACACCAAGCGCCCCAGCGCCAGAAUUCCAAAACGAAGAUGUCGAUAGUGAAAUCGAAGAAUCACCCGAAGACCUCUUCGGUGCAUUCCUCCCCCAUCUCUUCCCAGACGAUGCGCCUUCCUUCCACGGUGACCCAGGCCAACACCUCCUCUACAGCUCCCCGCGCUAUGGCGAUCUCAACAUCAUGGUCCCCAGUUACCCGGCCUCAAGCAGUAAGCGCUCCGAGGAAAUCGCCGCAGGCCAACCCAAGGCCGAUAAGUCCGUGAACGAGGUCGACGAGGGGCGCAAGCUCUUCGCGCAUUUCCUCUGGAGCGCGGCGAUGGUUGUUGCAGAAGGUGUCGAGCAAGCGGACACACCCACCGCACCAGGUGAAACAGAGACAGAAGCCCAGAGAGAAACCCGCGAGAUGUGGGGUAUCAAGGGCGAGAGAGUGCUCGAGUUGGGCGCUGGUGCCGCUCUCCCCUCUGUAAUUUGUGCCCUAGCAGAUGCCUCGAAGGUCGUGGCAACCGACCACCCCUCCUCGCCUGCAUUCAGCGGGGCAAUCGCUUUCAAUAUAGAGCACAACCUAUCCAGGCGCACGCCUGAAAUUGUGGGAGAAGUUUCAAUGCACCCGCACGAAUGGGGAGUGUUAAAUGACUCCUUCUCGAUGGCGAAUAAGGGUGUCUUCACGCGCAUCGUCGCGGCAGAUUGUUACUGGAUGCGCUCGCAGCAUGAGAACCUUGCCCGCACGAUGCAGUGGUUCCUUGCGCCGGGCGGAAAGGUGUGGGUCGUUGCUGGGUUCCACACGGGACGGGCGAUUGUUGCCGGGUUCUUUGAGACGGUUCUUGAGAAUGGGUUUGUGAUCGAGAGCAUCUAUGAGAGGGAUUUGGUAGCGCGGUUGGAGGAUGGGGGUGAGAUUCGCAGAGAGUGGACUCCGGUUAGGGAAGGGGAGGGUACGGAGAACCAGAAGAGGUGGUGUGUUAUUGCUGUUUUGAAGAGGAGGGGGGAGUAG